AUGUCUUACCUGGAUGCGGCCCAGUCAAGCCGAGUCUCUCAUGCAUAUCUAACGCUCGGCUUGGUACCCAUCAGCACGCAAUACAAUUCAGGUGCCAGAGCAUUUGCAAAACAUCGACGCAAGAUCGCCAUCCAAGAUGAGAAGCUUGCGCUUUCCCGAGAAGAAGUCGUGCAAGAUCCACGAUUAAACGCAGAGGAGCCUUUUCCGUUUAUGGAUUUACCUGCAGAGAUCAGAGUGAGGAUAUAUCAAUACGCAUUAGCACGGCCACGGAGAUUGCAUCUGGAAGUCAUGCGAACACCUGCUCUAGCUUGUGUCAGCAAGCAAAUCAGACAAGAAUGCCUGGCAACGUUCCUGCGUGUAAACAGUUUUCAAGCUUCUUAUACGAGGGGUCUUGACGGAACCUUUGGUCUAACUUUUGCGGACGAGACUUUAGCAUGGUUGAAGACACUGCCGUUCACAACGAGAAUGAUUCAAGAUAUCAGAGUCACGUUCCAAGGGGAUCUCGGACAGCGAGGCCACAGAUCAGUCAUCUUCCAGAUCAUCGCCACGGCAAAGGAAACCUGGGUUAACCACUUUGAUCGCUGGUGUCCCUUUUGCAUAGAUGGCUUUUAUGGCUCUUACUACCAUCUGCCACAUCCUAACUACGAUCACCCUUGUCUGAAGACUAAUCCUCUCAAGCUCAAAGGCAUGCACGAUGAAUUCGUGGCCGCUGUAGAACGUACCUACUUCAAGGACUCAGACGAGUGGGGCAGAGGCGGUCUUUCCAUCUCUGAAGUUAUCGAUCUGGGCGGAGCGGCGGAUGAAAUCAAACAGAAUCCAGAUGUGUUUAUUCCGUUUUGCUUCUCAAUACAAAAGCUGAUUGAGCAUACGGAUAAGAUUGAGAAGUGGGCAGGUGUUUAUAGUGACUACUUGGCUUCGCAAAGGGCGCAGGAGGCUUUGUUGGAGGCUGAUGGACUUGCGCAAGAGGAUCCUGCUUUGCAGUGGACAGAUGAUUGA
Messenger RNA from Aureobasidium melanogenum CBS 110374, 996 nucleotides. RefSeq lists its product as uncharacterized. Lineage: Eukaryota; Fungi; Ascomycota; Dothideomycetes; Dothideales; Saccotheciaceae. The transcript has a single exon. Bases 1 to 996 code for a protein of 331 amino acids. The record is from RefSeq and is a predicted model, not a curated record.